CGGCCAAGUUGGGAGGCAGGUGAAGUUAAACUAGGACCCGCAGGCUCUCUUCUUCUUUCUUGAUCAGCAUAUAUCCAGUCGACGGUGACACUCCGCCUUCGCUAUUUUCUGUGUCUUCGCCAUUUCUCCUCACGCGUGUCUUCCUGGAGAGGCAUUGACGAAUGAUCCCUCGCGAAAUCGUGGCUAGAAUUGAAUUCGGCCGCGUUAAUAGCGAAUGAAGCCAUCUCGCACUAGCCCUAUCGUGUAUCUCAAUUGCAGCGCGCCGUGUGGUGGUGCCGCUACGGGCCAUGUGGGGGGAUUACGUGGGUAGCGGCAAUUCUGCAACCCCGGCCGGGUCCGGCGCGGAAGAUUGUACGGCUGACAAAUCGAAGAAGCUGGCACGGAGAACCGCCUGGAAGGAGGCGUUUGUCGUAUCUCGUAGCCGGGCAAGCAGUAAAUGUGAGGAGUACGAUGAGAAGGUUGCUAUUCUGACUACCGCUCAGAGCGCCACCUCACUAAAGCUUUCGGUCGAUGAUGAUGGUGAUAAUGAAGAUAAAGAAGAAGAUGAGGAUGAGGACCGACCGGCGACAGGACGAGAGAAUGUCCCACCAGGUUUCAAUCAGGUCUCCUCUUGGGCGAUCACCGAUGACGCCAAGCCGCCUCUGCCUCCGCGCCCCGCACUCCUCUGCUCCACCAAGCCUAACCCGAAUGCCGCUAGCGUUCGCAGCCGCGAUUUCCGUUUGCGCUUCAUUUGUGCAGCGACGCGACAAGGCAUCACUCGUAUCCACAGCCCCAGGAAUCGCAUGCAUCCCGACUUUGAGCGGCUCUUCAUGCAGUACAGUGCCUGGGCCCAAGCUAUUGGAGCAGACGACGCCGUGAUCGGAGGUCGAGCUCGCCGUCGAUACCACGGGCCCAAGCAGCGUGGACAGAUGAUGAUCUUCUAUUCGAUGCAGAAAAAAGAACCUAUGGUCCACGGCGAAAACCUCUAUUUGAGACUGGGGGGGCCACCUAAGGUUGGCCGCUCAUCAGAGUUUGCCGGACCCACUCAUCAGAGUUCACCGGGACCGCUCAUCAGAAUUUGCCGGGCCCGCUCGUCAGAGUUCGCCGCCGCGUAA
Molecule: messenger RNA, 1094 nt
Organism: Tricharina praecox
Lineage: Eukaryota; Fungi; Ascomycota; Pezizomycetes; Pezizales; Pyronemataceae
Exons: 6
Coding region: 288-1094 (268 amino acids)
Source: RefSeq, a predicted model, not a curated record